AUGUCAGACCCAGACGUCCCCAAGAGCAACAAGGCCUUCGUGCCCCUCGAAAACAACCCCGAAGUAAUGUCCCACCUCGUCCAUCAACUUGGCCUCCCCCCGUCGCUAGGCUUCACAGACGUAUUCUCCCUCGACGAGCCGGACCUCCUCGCGCUCGUCCCGCGCCCCUCACAAGCCCUCCUCCUCGUGUUCCCCGUCUCAAAAACCUACGAAUCCAGCCGCAUCGCCGAAGACAGUUCUCUCCCUGAAUACAGCGGCUCGGGACCAAAUGAGCCUGUCAUGUGGUUCAAGCAGACGAUCCGCAAUGCCUGUGGGCUGAUUGGCCUCUUACAUGCAGUGUCGAACGGCGAGGCCAGGGAGCAUAUUGUGCCCGGCUCGGAUUUGGAAGCGCUGCUGAAGGAGGCGGAGGGGCUGGAUCCAAUCAAGCGCGCUGAUCUGUUGUAUGAGAGUAAGGCGUUGGAAAGUGCGCAUGCGGAUGCGGCGAAGUUGGGAGAUACCAAGGCGCCUACGGCUGAGGAUGAUGUGGACUUGCACUUUGUGGCGUUUGUCAAGGGUGGUGAUGGGAGGCUGUGGGAGCUGGAUGGACGGAGAAAGGGGCCGCUGGAGCGGGGCGUUCUUGGGCCUGAUGAGGAUGCGUUGAGUGAGCGGGCUUUGGAGUUGGGUGUCAGGAGGUUCUUGGAUAUUGAGGCCAAGGGCGGGAACCCGGACUUGAGAUUUAGUCUUGUUAGCUUGGGGGCUGUCUUUGAUUGA
Molecule: messenger RNA, 750 nt
Organism: Aspergillus mulundensis
Lineage: Eukaryota; Fungi; Ascomycota; Eurotiomycetes; Eurotiales; Aspergillaceae
Product: ubiquitin carboxyl-terminal hydrolase
Exons: 2
Coding region: 1-750 (249 amino acids)
Biological process (GO): protein deubiquitination; ubiquitin-dependent protein catabolic process
Cellular component (GO): cytoplasm
Molecular function (GO): cysteine-type deubiquitinase activity
Source: RefSeq, a predicted model, not a curated record